AUGACUACUAUCAAGAAUGUUGCUGUCGUUGGAGGCUCUGGGAAUGUCGGGAAGCCUAUCGUGGCAGGCUUAUUAGCCGCCGGGUUCAAUGUUACGGCUUUGACCCGCGAGUCCUCUUCUUCCACGUUCCCUGACGGCGUGAAAGUCAAGAAAGUGGAUUACGAGUCGGUAGACUCCAUUAAGGAGGCACUGCAAGGCCAAGAUGCCGUUGUUUCGGCAGCAGCCACCAUUGCUGUGGGGAAACAGUAUCCUAUUGUUGAUGCUGCCGUCGCUGCUGGCGUUAAGCGCUUCAUUCCCUCUGAGUUUGGCAUCAAUACCCGAACAGUUAGCAGUCAGGGCCUGAAGACGAUCUUGCAGGGCAAGAUCAAGGCCCUGGAUUAUAUCAUUGAGAAGUCAAAAGCAAACCCCGACUUUACCUGGUCAGGCGUCACCACAGGGCUCUUCUUCGACUGGGGCUUCAGGACAAGCGGACUUGGAUUUAACAAGGAUACUAAGAGCGUGGGGAUCGUCGAUUCGGGCAACACCCCCUAUUUUGCCUCCAACCUGCCCUUCAUCGGGAAGGCUGUCGCAGCCAUCUUGGCCAAUCCAGACAAGACUGCGAACCAGUAUUUGUCCGUUGCCUCCUUUACCGUAUCUCAAAACAAGCUUUUGAAGAUCGUCGAGGAAGAAUCAGGCGCAAAAUGGACUACCAAGCCCGUCAAGUCUCCCGAUCUCGUUAAGGCUGGCGACGAGAAGCUGAGCAAGGGAGACUUCAGUGCAUUCAGAGAUUUUCUGCAGGCCUACCUCUUUGCAGAUGGGGGCGACAGUACGAAGGGUGUAGAGCUUGCAAAUGGGUUGCUAGGGCUCCAGGAAGAGGAUCCUCGGCCUACUAUCAAGGCUUUCCUUGAGGGCAAGUUGUAG
This is a messenger RNA of Neoarthrinium moseri, 900 nucleotides long. RefSeq lists its product as uncharacterized. Bases 1 to 900 code for a protein of 299 amino acids. NCBI's taxonomy places the organism in Eukaryota, Fungi, Ascomycota, Sordariomycetes, Amphisphaeriales, Apiosporaceae. The record is from RefSeq and is a predicted model, not a curated record. The transcript has 3 exons. Gene Ontology annotation, molecular function: oxidoreductase activity.